Penicillium salamii is the source of this 2631-nucleotide messenger RNA. NCBI's taxonomy places the organism in Eukaryota, Fungi, Ascomycota, Eurotiomycetes, Eurotiales, Aspergillaceae. The record is from the annotation of a GenBank genome assembly.
AUGGACACCCCAGUUGAAUUUGCUGUGGUUGUGCCCUGUCGGUCCUUCGAAUACGAUCCGCUCAACCCAUUCGACGAACACUACUUUGAUCGCACUGUUGACAAGAUUUUGUCUGAGGAAGCCAGUAUGGAAGAAUCCCGACACGAGCAAGAUGGUGUUGAGGGACAGAGUGAACUGAAAGAUGACAUCACAUCUGAGUCGACUGUACAAGCCACCUCUGAUAGCCGAAUUGAGGACAGCGCAGCACCGCGCUCACCUCCACCUUCAACCUCUGCACCUUCAAACGAGUGGGCCCCCGACUAUGAAGAUCAACAUAUCUUUGCCUCUGUGGGCAAAGAAAAGCGAGUUGAGGUCUUGGUGGCUAUCUCAAAGAUGCCGUUCAUGCUCAAACACCCAGUCACGACCUCGGAGAGAACCAAGUUCACGAGUGAAGUGAUUGCUCUUGCGAAUGAUGCGGGUAUCCAGCAGCCCUAUGUAGAUUCUCUGGUUGAAUUCGUGCGACAGACUUACUUCUGGGAACAUGAAAUUACUCCUACCGAGAGCAAUGCUACCACCUUCGGAGAUGAGAUCAAUGAUCUGGAAGAACUUCCCAACCAACCUGUGAAUGAUGAGGUCAAAGACAAACAACCCGCCUCGAAGAAGAGACGGCGCAGCGCAGCCUCUUCCCCAGUGAUCUCCCGACGAGCCGAGACUUCACCAGAGACUCAACCGGCAGCCAUGAGCACCCCGGCAGGGACCGCCCACCAAACUCCUGAUAUGAGCUCCAGUGGAACCAGGAAGCCGAAGAAAGUUGCCUGUGCUGAUUGUCGGAGGCGCAAGCGCCGUUGUUGUCAUAAUGAAUAUCGUCCAAUGGAUCUCAUCAACGCCAAAGACGACGCAAUUAAGCCCCUCGAUCUUCCCACUCCUUCUGUUAAGCGCGCACGGAUUCAGAAAGAUACACCAGAUAAGCAGGAUGACGCACACAAGCCCCUCGAUCUUCCCACCCCUGUCGUCAAGCGUGUACGAAUCCAGCAGGACAUGCCAGAUGAGCAAGAAGAGGCACAAAAGCCCCUCCAUCCUGUCACCCCUCCUGUCAAGCGUGUAAAAUUCCAACAAGAUACGCCAGAUGAGGAGUUUGUCGACGCACUCGAACAACCGGCCACUCCAGAGCAGGACAAUAUUUCGAACUUCCCCGAGAUUAUCAAUCUACUAGAGGAAUCGACCCUCGGUGACCCGGAAAAGUCGGCAGAGGCAGUAGCUCCAGCCGACAAUGUGGUUCCUGACAACCUGCAAACUCUCGCUGACCAAGAUACCAAAUCUCAACCCCCAAAGAGAUCGAAAGAUGAGCUGGAAGAAUUCAAGAAGGCGAAGAACCAGCGAAAGCGUGCCCGUCGUAAUGAGAAGAAGAGACGAGCAAGCAUGGGUCUCGACAAGGCUGACGAGAGCGUUGAUCAGCCCGUGCAGAACGAGAAUUCGUCUACCACAGUCCAGAAGAAAUCGACAAACCCACGGGCAAAAGCAAGCAAUGAAAGAAAACUUGCCUUCCACUCCGCAAAAGAAAUCGACAUCGACUCCAACAAAAUCCUACUUUUCACCUCUUUCCAAGAACCCAGUAGAGUGGGAUGUGGAUUUUUGAAAACCAGUGAUUUGCCAGGUUUAACUCCCAGUGAUGAGGUUAAAUCAAAAUACUUCUCGAAAGCCGAUCAACGCGAUGACGUUCAACCUGGAAGACAACACAGCCCUAUUUCUCCCACCCAUUUGAUACCCGAACAGAUUGACUGCGUCCCGAACCGCCCAGAGAGAACCGCCGAUUGUCCCCUUCCAAAUCUCCCUCCAACUCCCCAAACGCCACGCCGCAGAUACCCAAAGCUUUCCCCCUAUUUCCCAGUUGCACAGGUUGACCCCGAAUCAUGCCUCCCCUUUCCUCCAAUUUAUGCACCUUCGUUUGGCCUCAUACAGGAACAGCUGGCACACGAUCCCUUCCGUUUGCUUAUUGCCACAAUUUUCCUGAAUCGUACCCGAGGGGGCGUUGCCCUACCGGUAUUGUUUCAAGUAUUUGAACGAUACCCAACGAUCGAGGCGAUGGCAAGCGCAACCCAGUCUGAUUUGGUGUCCAUGAUCCGAUGUCUGGGGUUCCAGAACCAACGUGCCCGAAAAUGCAUCACCCUGGCCCAAACUUGGUUGACAGAUCCCCCAACCCCACACAAGAGAUACCGAAGGAUCCACUACCCGCGAGAAUAUGAUGGCCGGAACGUGGGUCGCGAUGAAUGUAUUGAUGCAGAAGAUCUACGUGUUGCGUGGGAAGUUGCACAUCUACCAGGAGUUGGGGCCUAUUCCCUCGACAGCUGGCGAAUCUUUUGUCGCGAUGAAUUACGAGGAUUGGCCACGGACUGGAUAGGAACGGGGGCCAAGGAGGCUGGAUUUGUGCCCGAAUGGAAGUGUGUGUUGCCCCAGGAUAAAGAGUUACGUGCCUAUCUUACAUGGAUGUGGUUGAAGGAAGGAUGGGCAUGGGAUCACAACACAGGAGACUUGACAGCAGCAAGUGAACAGACCAUGAAAGCAGCCCGAAGUGGUGGGAUAGCCCAUGAAGAAGAUGGGAACUGGGUCUUGGAGACAUCGCCGGUCAAGGCCCAGAACGGACUACAUAGCUGA